ACUAAUUAUAACCUCUCCUUCGAAACGUAAUUGACGGGUAGGGGGGACGUUCCGUUUCUCUAUGAAAGAUGUGAAUUUUAUUAGUCUGAAGCUGCACUAGUAGUCUGUAAUGAAGCAGAAGUCUGGACCAUGAAUUCAACAGUAUUGCACGAUGCUUCCGUUUUAGUCUGGAAAGUCGGAGUUCCCAUCACCAUUACUUCUGGAACUUUCGGGAACAUCAUGGUACUGUUGGUCCAGCGCCGAAUAACGGACAGUUCGAGCUCCAGUCUGUCCCUGUACUUCAUGUGGCUGGCCGUUUCGGACCUGUUAGCCCUGUGGUCUGAUCAGAUUUGCUGGUUUCUAGCUGCCUGCGAUGCGUUCAUAGAUUACGAGGUGGUGUGUAAGCUUCGGGUGUUUCUGGGGUACUUCACCGGCCAGUCCUCUCCCGCCAUCCUGGUGGCCAUGACCUUUCAGCGCGCCGCCUCUAUUUGGUGGCCCCUCAAGGUCGGUGUCUACUGUAACGAAAAAUUUGCUCGUGUGGUUAUGGUUAGCAUCAUCGUGUUCAUAGUUCUCCUUAAUUCACACCUUCUGUAUGGUCACUCGCUCCAGAACCAAAGCGGCAACGAGACAGCCAAAUGCUUUUUUAGUUACGUUAGCCCGGAGUACGGGGACUUCAUGAACUUGGUGUACGGGUGGGUGGAUACGACCUUUUGUUCCAUCCUCCCUUUCUUUCUCCUGUUUGCGGCCAACAGUGCCUUGAUCUGGAAGGUCAGGACUUCGCUGCGAGAAACCAAGCAAAAUCUGGCCUCUGGACACUCCUCGCAAAUUCAAGCUCGCCACAAGAAAUCGUCGUCGAUGACGGUGACACUCAUUGUCAUUUCUAUCGCCUUCAUCGUCCUGACCCUUCCACUGUCUAUGUACUUCGUCUACGCCAGGACGUUUUCCCAGGGAGCCGACGACGAUCCCACCAUCGCCGCCGCCAACGAGCUGGCUCUAGCAUCCACCAGUGUAUUAUUCUUUUUUAAUUAUGCCAUUAAUUUCUACAUAUACUGUCUGACUGGUAAUAAAUACAGGACCGAGUGUGCCAAGCUGUUCUGUCUGCAUUCUGACAGCAAGUCCUCUUGA
Messenger RNA from Pomacea canaliculata, 1104 nucleotides. Its product is annotated as probable G-protein coupled receptor 139. The record is from RefSeq and is a predicted model, not a curated record. Gene Ontology annotation, molecular function: G protein-coupled receptor activity. Gene Ontology annotation, cellular component: plasma membrane. The transcript has a single exon. Gene Ontology annotation, biological process: G protein-coupled receptor signaling pathway. The coding region runs from base 130 to 1104 and encodes 324 amino acids. NCBI's taxonomy places the organism in Eukaryota, Metazoa, Mollusca, Gastropoda, Architaenioglossa, Ampullariidae.